Messenger RNA from Poecilia latipinna (sailfin molly), 1627 nucleotides. It is a transcript of the gene aig1, whose product is annotated as androgen-induced 1 (H. sapiens). Bases 476 to 1270 code for a protein of 264 amino acids. The transcript has 7 exons. NCBI's taxonomy places the organism in Eukaryota, Metazoa, Chordata, Actinopteri, Cyprinodontiformes, Poeciliidae. Gene Ontology annotation, cellular component: membrane; endomembrane system. The record is from RefSeq and is a predicted model, not a curated record.
UGAAAGUAAUAAUUUAGCUUGUUAAAUAAAUAUUUUUUCUCCAAACAUUUAGUUAGCAAGCUAAUAAUUUGGCUACUUCCAAGCUAAUGCUUCAGCUUGCUAGCUGUAAAAAAUAUGCAUUACAUUCAUUAUUAUAAAGUAUCUAAAAUAGUGUCAAAUGUAUUCAUGUUAUCAAAGAAAAGCUUUUAAGAUUAUUCCGGUGUUAUUAUUCAGAUGUUACUAAGUAAUAAUCCAUAUCAAGAUUAUUGAAAGUAGCCUUCAUCAUAAUUUCCCGCCCCCUGACAUCAUCAUCAUCAUCAUCAUCAUCAUCAACACGGAAGCAGCGGAGACCUGGGGGGGGCAGGAGAGGUGCAGGGAGACGGAGAGGACAGAGACAUCCAGCUAAAGAGCCAGCAGGGACAGACAGGAGGACCGCGACAGACGGGCAGGUGUCUGGGGGAACAGCGGGACACUGAGACGCAUCGACGGGAACAUCAUGGCGCUGAUCCCCUCUCAGGUCCUGCGGGUCGCCAUCCUGCUGUCCUACUUCUCCAUCCUGUGCCACUACAAAGCGCUGGACAUGCCGGCGCACCAGACCUACGGAGGCAGCUGGAAGUUCCUCACCUUCAUCGACCUGCUAACUGGAUCAGAACCGAUCCUUAUAGUGCGGGUUGAAGCACUGAAACGGUACUGGAGUCGCGUUGGAAGCGACCACCGCGGUUCUGCAGAGGUGAUCCAGGCCGUAUUCUUCGGGCUGUGCGUCCUGAUCGACGUGUCCAGUCUGCUGACCAAAGGAGCCGACAGCAGGGAGCAGGAGCGCCAGCUGAAGAAGCUGAUCGGCCUGAGGGACUGGAUGAUGGCGGUGCUGGCGUUCCCCGUUGGAGCGUUUGUUGUGUUCACAUUCUGGACUCUCUACCUCUACGACCGAGAACUGGUCUACCCGAAGCUGCUGGAUAACUUCAUUCCUCAGUGGCUCAACCACGGCAUGCACACCACCGUUCUUCCCUUCAUCAUCAUCGAGAUGCGGACCACCCACCACAGCUACCCCCGUCGGUCCUGGGGGCUGGCCGCCGUCUGCCUGUUCGGCGUCGGAUACAUUCUCUGGACGUGUUGGGUCCACCAGGUGACCGGUGUCUGGGUUUACCCGGUCCUUGAACGCAUCACGCCGCUGGCUCGGGUCGCUUUCUUCAGCGCCAUGACGGCCGUGAUCUGCAUCAUGUACGUCCUGGGAGAGAUCCUCAAUGGAUACAUCUGGGACCACACACACACAGAAAAGGUCAAAGGUGAGUGACCUCCUCUGCCUCCAUAGCCGCUUUGCGGACCGAGCUGAAGCCAGAACCACCGGACCUCGCUGGACCGGCAGCAGACCAGCUGAGGAACAGAACCUGUAAUCAUCAGUGAACCUUCGAGUCGGAUGACGAUGAAUCCUCUGUUGUUUUCGUUUGUGUCUUCGUGUCGUUUUGCUCCAAAUGUUCGGCUGCAGAAAGUCGAGCUGCAUGAGUUCUGGGAGGAAACCCAAACAGCUUCUCACCAGGCGGAACCGACGGUUCUUGCAGAACAAAUCAACUUCCAUCUCAUCGUCACACUACUUUUCUGGAGGAAACUUGUGGUUGUUUUAAGGUGCAAAUAAAGCUUGAACAAAUCUGCA